Messenger RNA from Brachypodium distachyon (stiff brome), 1787 nucleotides. RefSeq lists its product as uncharacterized. Gene Ontology annotation, biological process: lipid metabolic process. NCBI's taxonomy places the organism in Eukaryota, Viridiplantae, Streptophyta, Magnoliopsida, Poales, Poaceae. The coding region runs from base 100 to 1530 and encodes 476 amino acids. The record is from RefSeq and is a predicted model, not a curated record. The transcript is spliced from 5 exons. Gene Ontology annotation, molecular function: triacylglycerol lipase activity.
AGCUAGCUAGUUCUCGUCACAACGCGGCACUGUUCUUGGUUCUCGAUCGGCUUCUGUAGCAAUACAGCAAAAACGUCGUGAUUAAGUAAGCACCAAAGCAUGGCGGCAGCCGCAACCGCCGGUGGAGACGUCGACGGCGACUUCAUGGAGUUGCGGCCGGAGAAGGGCGGGGCGCGCGACCUGUUCCACCUCCUGUGGUCGCCGGAGGUGGACGAGAACGCCGCCGUGGACUGCCCCGCCGGCACGCAGAUCGCGGAGGCGCGGCGGCGGUGGGCCGUGUUCGUGUCCCUGGUGGCGCAGAUGCUGCUGCUGUGGGCCAAGCGGCCCGUGGCGAUGCUCGGCCGGGCCGCGGAGUACUGGAUGAACCUCCUCAACGAGAACGGCGGCGGCGUCCUCAUGCUCCUCACAAACGCUCUCCAAGGAAAGGUUAAAAUGCCAGAUAGAACAUCACUCAACUACCGUUCCUGCAUUGGACUACUUGACACACGAAUCGAGCUCGACAAGAAGAUCAAACCGGGCGAUUGCAACUACAACGCAGCUCUCUCCAUCAUGGCCGCAAAAUUAGCUUACGAGAACGAACUCGUCAUCAAGAGCGUCGUCAACAACCAUUGGCAGAUGGAAUUCCUGGGAUUCUACAACUGCUGGAACGAAUUCGAAGGGGACUACACGACGCAGGCGUUCAUGCUGGCCGACAAGCCGGCGCCGAACGCGACGCUCGCCGUGGUGGCCUUCUGCGGCACGAAGCCGUUCGACACGGAGCAGUGGUGCACGGACGUGGACUUCUCCUGGUACGAGAUCCCGGCCGCCGGCUGCCGCGUCCACGGCGGCUUCAUGAAGGCCCUCGGCCUGCAGAAGAACGGCGGCGGAUGGCCCGAGCACAUCCCCAACCCCACGGGCCAAGACACCAAUAAACCCUUCGCCUACUACGCCAUCCGCGAGAGGCUGAGAGCGUUCCUGGACGAGAACCCGGGCGCCGAGUUCGCGGUGGCCGGGCACAGCCUCGGCGGAGCGCUGGCCGUGCUGUUCCCGACGGUGCUGGCGCUGCACCGGGAGGAAGCCAUGCUGGGGAAGCUCCGGGGGGUUUACACGUUCGGGCAGCCAAGGGUGGGCGAUGUCAGGCUCGGGGAGUUCAUGGAGGAGUACCUGGAGAACCCGAGGAGGUACUUCAGGUUCGUCUACUGCAACGACAUCGUGCCCAGGGUGCCCUACGACGACUCCACACUGCUGUUCAAGCACUUCGGGACCUGCCUCUACUUCGACAGCUUCUACAGAGGACAGGUGACAGAGGAGGAGCCAAACAAGAACUACUUCUCGGUGCUGGCAGUGGCGCCCAAGUACGCGAACGCGGUUUGGGAGCUCGUCCGUAGCUUCCUCAUUGGCCACGCUGAGGGGCCCGAGUACGCCGAGAGCUGGCUCAUGCGGCUCGCCAGGGUCGCUGCGCUGGUGCUGCCGGGAUUGCCACCACACGCGCCGCAGGACUACGUGAACGCCACCAGGCUCGGAGCCGCUUCGCUCGGGCCGCUCAGCUAGUACAGGGAGCGAAGAGGGGCUGAAGUCUGACCAAUUAACCACCCUGCUUAGUGUACAAUAUACAUGGUUGAUGCUGCAUGGUCCAAGGCUUACUGAUAAAAGUUCCAUGUAAAUCCAGGAAAGUAGCAGUAGGGACACAGCGAGUUUUACAAUUCUUUGUGAUUCGGUGUCAAAGAUCAUAACAGUUACAUAAUGAUUGUUAGGCAACAGCAAAACAUGUCUCUCCACCCAACAUGAACAGGCUUGUCACGGCAACG